GUAAGUUUGCUUAUUUGGAGAACUGGAGUUACAUACAGAUUUAGCACAUUAAAUCUCCUUGCUGUCGCCACAUAAUGUAAUCAAAUGAGUACCAUGGGGCUUGUUUACAUCUAAAACUAAGUCCGACAAUAGGAUGACUGAGCAUGGAGACACCAUCGUUCCAUUUAACCCCACAGAACUUAGUUCAGGAGAACCAGCUUGCAAAACAGAUCUCACUAUUGUAAGUCUAGACCAGAGAAAAGAGAAGAGCAACCAAGAGGAGCUCAGAAAUGCCAAGAAGCCAUAUGAUGGACCCACUCAUCAGAAUGAACACAAUGACACUAAGCUUAGUCCAUAUCAACCACAGCCUCCCUCUCUUCCAAAGCCUGUGGGAUUGGGAAUUGGGGGUAAAAACAUCUCAUUUGAUGAGAAGGUGAGGGGGAGAAGAUUGAGAAACAGCCAAGAGAGUCUCACAGACCAAGGUGAGACUGGCUCCUCCACCGAUUCUCUUAAAGAAGAUGCCUCAGCUCUAGUGUCAAGCAGUCCAUUGAGUUUCAAGAAUGGACAGAGUCUUUCAUCAGGAUGUUCACUCAACAUCCAACCCAUUGAGAUGCCACCAUUCAGGAACUUGACAGGAAGUUUCUCUGAGACAGAACAUUCCCAACAAGAUCAUUGUGAUCUCAACAAAGAGCGUUUGAGACCGUCCAAAAUAAUUCUUUCUCCACUGCAGGCCACGGGCACGUAUCCUCCUCUAGAGCACAGUGCAGCCUCCUCGUCCUUAAGGACAUCUAAUCGGAUUGACAGGGAUUGUUUGGAUUACAGUGUGGUGGGGAGAAGAGGGCGGUCAGAGAGGCUUCAGAGGAAUCUGAGCGAUAGUCGUCUGUUGGAGACCAUGGUUUCAGACAGCACCUCUGUUCACUCCAUGAAGUCCACCUAUAGUGUACUGAAUCCUAUCAGACCCAGGGAUGUGAGAAACAGAAGCUUUCUGGAGGGCAGUGUUCUGGGAAAUGGUGCCUUGCUGGGGGCGGAAGAGCUCGACCGCUACUUCCCAGAGAGACAACUUGGUAUUUACAUUGCCACAUGGAACAUGCAGGGAGAGAAGGGUCUUCCAUACAACCUAGAUGAUCUGCUGCUUCCAACCGAUACAGACUUUGCACAGGAUGUCUAUGUUAUUGGAGUUCAGGAAGGUUGCCCAGACAGGAGGGAGUGGGAGAUCCGUCUGCAAGAAACUCUCGGGCCGUAUUACGUCAUGCUGUAUGCAGCAGCACAUGGAGUUCUCUAUCUCACUGUAUUUGUCCGAAGGGACCUCAUAUGGUUCUGUUCAGAAGUGGAACAUGCCACUGUAACCACCCGAAUUAUAUCUCAGAUUAAAACUAAAGGAGCUGUGGGUGUUGGCUUUACUUUCUUUGGGACAUCCUUCCUCUUCAUCACAUCCCAUUUCACCUCCGGAGAUUCUAAAGUAUAUGAGAGGAUCUUAGACUACAACAAGAUCGUAGAAGCUUUGGCUCUCCCUAGAAACCUUCCUGAUACCAACCCUUACCGCUCUACAAACUCUGAUGUCACAACCCGUUUUGAUGAAGUCUUCUGGUUUGGAGACUUUAACUUUCGCCUGAAUAAAGCCAGAGGAGGGGUGGAGGAAAUUUUGAAUCAGGUUGUAGGUGCAGAUAUGAGCCCACUGUUACAGCAUGACCAGCUGUCUAAAGAGAUGAAGGAAGGUUCCAUUUUCAAAGGGUUUCAGGAAGCAACAAUUCACUUUCCUCCUACAUACAAGUUUGACAUUGGUUGUGAUGUCUAUGACACCACCACAAAGCAGAGAACGCCCUCAUAUACUGACCGGAUCAUUUAUCGAAACAGACAAGCAGAUGAUAUUAAAGUAGUAAAGUAUACUUCUUGCUCAUCUAUUAAGACGUCUGAUCACCGACCUGUCAUUGGCAUGUUUCUGGUCAAAAUUCGUCCUGGUAGAGAUAACAUUCCUUUGGGUGCUGGGCUGUUUGACAGGAGUCUGUACCUAGAAGGAAUCAGAAGAAGAAUUUCCAGGGAGCUGAAGAAGAGAGAGGCAGUCAUGAAAAACCAGAAUAAUAGCACAGUUUGCACCAUAUCCUGAUCCGGGACCAGUGCAAAUGAGCCAUAGGGUGCUAAAACUGUUCUUUUUAAAUACUGAGGUACUGACUUGGAAGGCUGGACUUUCAGGAACAAAGUAUAACUCAGUCCUAUGGGUGUCAUGGCUCUUAUCUGCCUCUAUUGAAGUGCAUCUUGAAGCAUCAGUGCACAGUCCAUGGACCAAAAGAAAAUGCUGUGGCUGGACCCUGAAGUUUAGCAGCUGGUUUUGGAACUAUAUAAUGUUGUUUGACAAAACAGAAUACUCUUUAUGGAUCUAUAAAUUAUACUGACCAGAGUAAAUUAAGUGAACUUAAUACACUUGUCUGCACUGUACUGUAAAUCCAUUAUUCCUUUCUCUUUUGUAUUAUUAUGUAUUUAACUUAAAGGGAAUAUUCACCCAAAAAUGAAAAUUCUGCCAUCAUUUACUUAAAGGAGAAAAUAGGACAUUGUAGGAUAAAUUACAGCUUUGGUAACCCUUUACUUCCAUUGAAUGGGAAAAAGAUUAUAUGAAACUGAAUGGUGACUGAGACUACUGCCUUUUUGUUUCAUGGAAAAAAGAAAUUCAGAAGUUUUAAAACAAUAUAAGAGGAAGUAAAUGAUGACAGAAUAAUUCCAGGUUGAACUGUCUCUUUAACUGUAAGCCAACACAGUCUGUUCUGCAUCUGGGUUUAAUUGAUAAGUUGAUAACAUUACUGUAAGCACCUCAUUACCAGAACCAUGUUGCUGAUUUUGUUCAUUUUGAUUGGCUCCUGGGUCUCAUUUUGGAACAGUUACCUAAUGUGCUUCACAGUGAUAUUUCCCUUAAAAAGGGAAUUGUACUGUAGCAUUAUUAGCAGCAAAAUAUGGCAGAAGCUGUGUUUGCAUCUGUUUUUACUGAUUGUCAUUGAUAUAGGUGAAUGUGGUCUUGUGGUUAGAAGCUUAAAUUGGGAGGCACAGACUAUACUUGAGAUUAUUGCCUUAACAUAAUUUAAUAUAAUUAAUUUUAAUUGAUGUCAAUUGUAAUUUACAUAUGGGAGUGGGAAUUACAAUAGUAUUGGUAUUGCUUGUGCAUGGAUCUCCGUAACAGUGGUGUAAAAGUGAGUCAUGCAUUCACAUAACAAAUUUCAGUUCUACUUGUAAUGAAAGUGCCUGCGAUCUUGCUCAUGAUUGCCUCAGUGACUUAAAAAACAUUAUGCUGUUUAAAACCAAAUAGUAGCAUGUAACAGAUAUGUUUACAAUGUGAAGUAAUACAAAAAUUCUGA
Molecule: messenger RNA, 3320 nt
Organism: Xyrauchen texanus (razorback sucker)
Lineage: Eukaryota; Metazoa; Chordata; Actinopteri; Cypriniformes; Catostomidae
Product: phosphatidylinositol polyphosphate 5-phosphatase type IV-like
Exons: 11
Coding region: 134-2083 (649 amino acids)
Biological process (GO): phosphatidylinositol dephosphorylation
Molecular function (GO): inositol-polyphosphate 5-phosphatase activity
Source: RefSeq, a predicted model, not a curated record